This is a messenger RNA of Leptopilina boulardi, 1195 nucleotides long. RefSeq names its product deoxyribose-phosphate aldolase (gene Dera). Gene Ontology annotation, biological process: deoxyribonucleotide catabolic process; carbohydrate catabolic process. NCBI's taxonomy places the organism in Eukaryota, Metazoa, Arthropoda, Insecta, Hymenoptera, Figitidae. Gene Ontology annotation, cellular component: cytoplasm. Bases 192 to 1079 code for a protein of 295 amino acids. The record is from RefSeq and is a predicted model, not a curated record. The transcript has 5 exons. Gene Ontology annotation, molecular function: deoxyribose-phosphate aldolase activity.
GUCAAAUGAGCAAUUGAACGUCAAAAAUGUUUACUAUCAUGUUUCUUUAAAAGUGUGAUAAUAUUUUUUUUUUUUUAUCAUUUAAUAAUGACAAUUUACAAUCUAAAAAGGGGUGUUAAAUAAUUAAUUUAUUACAAAAAAGGCACGGGGAAAAAAAUAAAGAAGAAGAAUUUUUAUAAACAAGUUCAAUAAUGUGGAUGAUGGAAAACCACGUUUAUCUUAAUGAACCAUCAAUAAAAAAUCGAUCGAAAGUUUUCAUUUUCCAAGCAUCAACUUUGGAAGGUAACAAUAAAUUAGCUUGGUUAUUGAAAGCAAUAACUUUCAUUGAUUUAACAACAUUGGGAGGUGACGAUACGGCUUCAAAUGUUAAAGCUCUUUGCUCUAAGGCAGUGAAUCCUGUUUCUCUUUCAUUUGAAUUUAUACCAAUUCAAACAGCAGCCGUUUGUGUUUAUCCAUCGAGAAUUGAAGAUGCAAUUUUUGCUUUAAAUCAAUUGAAUGGACAAAAUAUUGCUGUUGCUAGUGUCGCUGCAGGAUUUCCAUCGGGACAAUAUCCAUUGGAAUCGCGUCUUCGUGAAAUUGAACUCGCAGUGAAAUUAGGAGCAAAUGAAAUUGAUAUUGUAAUAAAUAGAUCAUUGGUAUUGGCGCACAGAUGGAAUGAAUUAUUUAAAGAAUUAAAAGCAAUGAAAGAGAUUUGCGGCACAGCGCAUAUGAAAACAAUUCUUGCCGUUGGUGAAUUGCCAACAUUUAAUGAUGUUUAUAAAGCAUCAAUGGUGGCAAUGCAAGCGGGAACUGAUUUUAUUAAAACAUCAACGGGAAAGGAAACAAUUAAUGCCACAUUGCCAAUUGGAAUUGUUAUGUGUCGAGCAAUUCGCGAUUAUCACAGGGAAACUGGACGCAAGGUGGGCUUUAAACCUGCCGGUGGAAUAAAAACCGCAUCUGAAGCACUUGAAUGGAUGAUUUUAAUAAAACAAGAAUUGGGAAAUGAAUGGUUGGACAAAUCAUUAUUUAGAAUUGGCGCUUCAAGUUUAUUGGACGAUAUUGUUAAAAAUAUUGAUAAAUUAAUAAAAUCAAAUGUUUAAAUGGACAAAUUAAUAUUUUUUUUUUUUCUUUUUUUUGAAACGAAAUUGUUAAUUAAAAACACUAUUUUUUUAUUUUUAACUGUUUCUUAAAUAUAUUAAACAAAAAAAUUUUAAAA